Messenger RNA from Numida meleagris (helmeted guineafowl), 2860 nucleotides. It is a transcript of the gene FZD10, whose product is annotated as frizzled class receptor 10. Gene Ontology annotation, biological process: non-canonical Wnt signaling pathway; canonical Wnt signaling pathway. Lineage: Eukaryota; Metazoa; Chordata; Aves; Galliformes; Numididae. Gene Ontology annotation, molecular function: Wnt receptor activity; Wnt-protein binding. The record is from RefSeq and is a predicted model, not a curated record. Gene Ontology annotation, cellular component: plasma membrane. Bases 21 to 1778 code for a protein of 585 amino acids. The transcript has a single exon.
CCCCGCCCUCCCCGGCCGCCAUGGGGCCAGCCGCAGGGAACCUGGUGCAGGCCGUCCUGGCGCUCUGCUGGCUCGCAGGGCGCUGCGCGGGGAUAAGCUCCAUAGACAUUGAGCGCCCCGGCGACGGGAGGUGCCAGCCGAUAGAAAUCCCCAUGUGCAAGGAUAUAGGGUACAACAUGACGAGGAUGCCGAACCUGAUGGGACACGAAAACCAAAGGGAAGCGGCCAUUCAGCUGCACGAGUUUGCCCCCUUGGUGGAGUACGGUUGCCACAGCCAUCUGAAAUUUUUCCUCUGCUCCCUCUACGCCCCUAUGUGCACUGAGCAGGUUUCUACACCGAUCCCAGCCUGCAGGGUCAUGUGCGAGCAGGCGAGGCUGAAAUGCUCUCCUAUCAUGGAGCAGUUCAACUUCAAAUGGCCAGACUCCUUAGACUGCAGCAAGCUGCCCAACAAGAACGACCCCAAUUACCUGUGCAUGGAGGCCCCCAACAACGGGUCAGACGAGCCGCCCAGGGGAUCCAGCAUGCUGCCACCCAUGUUCCGGCCACAGAGGCCCAGCAGUGGCCAUGACCUGCAGCAGCACAAGGACAGCCUCAGCAGGACCUCCUGUGAAAAUCCGGGCAAGUUCCACCAUGUGGAAAAGAGCGCUUCCUGCGCACCACUCUGCACCCCGGGGGUUGAUGUUUACUGGAGCAAGGAUGACAAGCAGUUUGCUGUCAUUUGGAUUGCUAUCUGGUCCAUUCUGUGCUUCUUCUCCAGCGCUUUCACUGUACUCACUUUUCUGAUAGAUCCUCAGCGCUUCAAGUACCCCGAGAGGCCCAUCAUCUUCCUUUCCAUGUGCUACUGCGUCUACUCAGUGGGGUACAUCAUCCGCCUCUUUUCGGGUGCUGAGAGCAUUGCCUGUGACAGGGACAGUGGCCAGCUCUAUGUCAUCCAGGAGGGACUGGAGAGCACUGGCUGCACCAUUGUGUUCCUGGUUCUGUAUUACUUUGGUAUGGCCAGUUCCUUGUGGUGGGUAAUCUUGACUUUAACUUGGUUUCUAGCGGCUGGGAAAAAAUGGGGGCACGAAGCAAUUGAAGCAAACAGUAGCUACUUUCAUUUGGCAGCCUGGGCCAUUCCAGCUGUGAAGACCAUAAUGAUCCUAGUUAUGAGAAGGGUGGCUGGAGAUGAGCUGACAGGGUUGUGCUAUGUUGGAAGCAUGGAUGUGAAUGCCUUGACCGGGUUUGUACUCAUUCCUUUGGCUUGUUAUCUAAUCAUUGGCACUUCUUUUAUUCUUUCUGGUUUUGUGGCCCUUUUUCAUAUCAGAAGGGUGAUGAAAACAGGUGGAGAAAAUACCGACAAGUUGGAGAAACUUAUGGUCAGGAUUGGUGUCUUCUCAGUCUUGUACACAGUGCCUGCAACUUGCGUGAUAGCUUGCUAUUUUUAUGAAAGACUUAACAUGGAUUAUUGGAAAAUUGUGGCAACUCAACAGAAAUGCAAGAUGAACAAUCAGACUAAAAAUUUAGACUGCAUGAUGAAUAAUUCCAUUCCAGCAGUAGAAAUUUUUAUGGUCAAAAUUUUUAUGUUGUUAGUCGUGGGCAUUACUAGCGGUAUGUGGAUCUGGACUUCCAAGACUCUUCAGUCCUGGCAAAAUGUUUGUAGUCGAAGAUUAAAGAAGCGAAGUAGGAGAAAACCUGCAAGCGUUAUUACCAGUAGUGGAAUCUACAAAAAACCUCAGCAUCCACAAAAAACUCACCUUGCAAAAUAUGAAUCAACAUUGCAACCACCCACCUGUGUAUGAAUAGGCUCUAGAUGAAGUCACAAACAUCCACAAUAGCAGUCAAAUAUUGAAAAUUAAAUGGUGCUUUUUUUUUUUUUUUUGUCAGAGGACACUUUAAUACCUCAAGGCAAAAAGUGUCAUAGUGAAUUCAGGACCUGGUUAAAUACUGAAUAUGCUGAAGGUAAAUGUACUUAUGGAAAGGUUUUCAGUGAAAGAAAUAUUGUGAACUAAAACAGCCUCUUCUGUUACUAAUUUUUAGCUAUGUACUUCAUCCGGCCCUCUGAUAGUUAAAGAAAAACAGACAAAAAACCACCACCAACAACAAAAUACCUUGUUUAACUUUUUAAUGUAGCUGAGCUGGAUUUCCUACAGGUUUUUGAGUAACCAGAUAUAGCCAAGUUUUAUGGAGCAAUGACUUUCUUUUGAAAGCACCCAAGUGAGCAUUGUCUCUUAAGGAGAACGAAGGUCCCCCAGAGGCUUGUCCUCAGUGAGUGUGCUGGUCUGUGAAAGCAACUUCCGUGCUAACUUUGAGAGAGAGAGAAAUCCUUUACAACUCAUCUCAGCCUGCUGGGUUUGGGGUGCCUAAAAAUAGGUUCAAUCUAUAAUGCUCACCAAUAUUCUUUCACUAGAGGAGAAACUUCCUGCACCAGACACAAACUUUGUGAAUAAGAAUAAAGUGCAAUACAUUUUUUUUUUCUUACCAUGACAUGAAAAGAGAAACAAGUAUUUUGCUGUACAUAAAGACAACAAAAGAAAUCUCUUAACAAAAGAACUAAGAGGUCUAGUCCUCAGAAACCCUUUAGUGUUACAUUUUGUGGCUUUUUAAUGGAAAUCAAGCCAAUGUUAUACACGUUUGGACUGAUUUGUGGAAAAAAAAAAAGGGGGAGGGGGGUGUCAAUUCAAAGAGACCCAAAGGGCUUAUUGACUCUUUCUAUUGUUAAACAAAUUCUCACUAUGAAUAGAUCAAGAAGCACUAGAUUCUGCAAAGGGAAGCUUUGUAUAGAGUGAUGCUCUUUACUGUGCUGGGGGUGCACAGUUUUGGCUGUAUAUAUUUGUAAUAUACAAUUAUUUUUCAUGCUCCACUAUUUUAUUAAAAAUAAAAU